UGUUCUCUAAAUUAUUUGGAUUUUCAUCGCCCAUUUUCUCGCAGAAAUUUUUCGCAGCUCUAUCUUCAUUUUUUGUUUUUAGGGUUUUCAAGGUUUUUUCGUUUAACUUACUUUUUUGGCCGAUUUAAUUAUCGUUUACUUUUAUUUAUUUUUACUUAAAUUCUAAUGAUUUUUUUGUUUUUUUCUUGUGACCAAAUACUUAAUAAUUUACUUUUUAAUUUUAGAAUUUUAUCAAAAACAAUUUAAUAAAUUAAUUAAAAUCAUGGAGUGUCCUUCAUGGAUGUUUUCUAAAGCAUUAUCUCAUCGUCAAAAGGUUAUGCGUCUUUAUAAGCGUUGUCUUCGUGAGAUUCAUGCUUGGUAUUUUUCAUAUGAUACACACGGAUUUUUGGAGUUUCGUUUCCAAAUGGUUUUAAUGCGCGCUCGUUUUGAUGCAAAUAAAGAUGUAAAGGAUAUGCAAAUGGCUCAAUUUUUGUUGGCAGAUGGAUGUCGUCAAGUUUGGGCAAAUCGUCACCCAGACCCUUAUCGAUUUCCAAAUGAUGUUGGCGGGGCUAAUUAUGAUCGUGAACAUUGGACACCUGAUGAAAUUGCUGAAAGUAAUUUUCAUUAUACUUGGCCUGAACGCGAACAAUUUCCGUAUUAUUACAAUAAAAGAGAGCAGCGCAAAAAGGAAUUAAUGGAGCAUUGGCACAAAAUUGAAGAGUCUUGGGAUCAGGAGUUGGAUUCAAUUCAGAAGAAAUUACCUGAAGAGGAGGAGGAGGGAAAGCAGCAGCCAAGUAAAUUUUUUUUAAUUUUUCUUUUUUUUUUUAAAUUUUUCCUAUUUUGGUAA
Meloidogyne enterolobii is the source of this 826-nucleotide messenger RNA. Lineage: Eukaryota; Metazoa; Nematoda; Chromadorea; Rhabditida; Meloidogynidae. The record is from the annotation of a GenBank genome assembly.